AGAUUUUAGUACACUUUUAGCGUGAAAGGAAACGUGUCGGAAAAAGCCAUGAGUAACGAAAACGUGGAAAAAUUGAGUGAAUUAAGUGUUUCUGAGAAAAAGGACCAAAAGGCAUGAAAAUUUAAUGCUAUUGAAACAUUUCUGAGUAUAUUUUUCAAUGGGUUUAUUGGCAAUUGCAAAGAAAAUCAAUAAACAAACUUUAGUUCAAUUGCGUCAUCUUCAGCAAUUUUCCAUUCUGGCGGGAAAGAUGAGAAAAGAUAAAAAAGCCGAUUCCGGAAAGGAGAAAGUUCUUAAGGAACUAAAUCCCCAACCGGAUUUCAUUCAACAUCGUUUGAGUAUGUGGGAUACACUCAAAGCAAAAUACUUGGAGGAACUGGCUGCAAAACCCAAAAAUAACAUCGAUGUGACACUUCCGGAUGGAAAAAUUGUAGCUGGUACAUCAUGGCAGACAACCCCGUACGAUAUUGCUGUGGGAAUUAGCAAGGGAUUAGCUGAUAGUUGCGUGAUCUCAAAAGUGAAUGAUGUUCUUUGGGAUUUGGAUCGACCAUUUGAAGAGAAUUGUAGAUUACAGCUGCUGAAAUUCGACGAUCCGGAAGCACAAGCUGUGUUCUGGCACAGCUCUGCCCAUAUCUUGGGUGAAGCGAUGGAAAAAAUCUAUGGAGGGCACCUCUGCUAUGGACCACCGAUUGAGAAUGGCUUCUAUUACGAUAUGUUCAUCGAUGGGGAUGGGAUUUCCACAAAUGAUUAUAGUGCAAUGGAGUCUCUUGUGAAGCAAAUUGUAAAAGAGAAGCAACCUUUUGAGCGCCUAGAAAUGAAGAAAGAAGAUCUUUUGAAAAUGUUUGAAUACAAUGAAUUCAAGAAGCGAAUCUUGAAUGAGAAAGUAAACACAGAGACCACUACAGUGUACCGCUGUGGUCCACUCAUUGAUCUAUGUCGUGGACCCCAUGUGAGAAAUACUGGUAAAAUCAAGGCUAUGAAAGUCACCAAGAAUUCCUCAACCUACUGGGAGGGAAAUAGUGAAGCUGAGACACUCCAGCGAGUAUACGGGAUCUCCUUUCCAGACCCCAAACAGCUCAAGGAAUGGGAGAAGAUUCAGGAAGAGGCUGCAAAGAGAGAUCAUCGAAAGCUCGGAAGGGAACAAGAACUAUUCUUCUUCCAUGAACUCUCACCCGGAUCUUGCUUCUUUCAGCCACGUGGCGCCCAUAUUUACAACACCCUUGUGAACUUUAUUAGAUGCGAGUAUAGAAAGCGUGGGUUCCAGGAAGUAAUAUCACCCAAUAUGUACAACGCCAAGCUGUGGCAAAUUUCUGGGCACUGGCAACACUAUGCUGAGAAUAUGUUUUCCUUUGACGUUGAAAAGGAAAAAUUUGCACUAAAACCAAUGAAUUGCCCUGGACAUUGCCUCAUGUUUGAUAAUCGCAACAGAUCUUGGAGGGAGUUGCCAUUGCGAAUGGCUGACUUUGGUGUGUUGCACAGAAAUGAACUCUCUGGAGCAUUGACUGGACUAACACGCGUCCGACGAUUCCAACAGGAUGAUGCUCAUAUUUUCUGUGCUCCCGACCAAAUUAAAGCCGAAAUUAUGGGUUGCUUAGAUUUCCUCGAUAGCGUCUACAAAGUUUUUGGUUUCUCGUACAAUCUUGUUCUCUCUACCAGGCCGGAAAAAUAUUUGGGAGAUCUAGAAGUAUGGAAUGAGGCUGAAAAAUCUCUGGAGGAAGCACUGAAUAAUUUUGGCGCUGCAUGGAAGAUGAAUCCCGGCGAUGGGGCGUUCUAUGGUCCAAAGAUUGACAUCACUAUUCUCGAUGCUCUUAAGCGCCCCUUUCAGUGUGCAACAAUACAGCUAGAUUUCCAGCUACCUAUUCGAUUUAAUUUAUCCUACGUAUCAGCUUCCGGUGAAACCAAACAGCCUGUGAUCAUUCAUCGAGCUAUCCUUGGUUCUGUUGAACGUAUGAUUGCCAUCCUAACGGAAAAUUAUGCAGGGAAAUGGCCAUUCUGGCUGUCCCCACGGCAAGUAAUGGUUGUGCCUGUUGGGCCUCCAUUCAAUGACUAUGCUGAUACUGUUCGCAAGCGUCUCUAUGAGGUGGGUUUCAUGGCAGAAAGUGAUCUCGAUGAUGGGGAUACGAUGAAUAAAAAGAUCCGGAAUGCUCAAUUGGCGCAAUUCAACUUUAUUCUCGUUGUUGGAGAAAAGGAGAAGACUUCCAACACAGUUAAUAUUCGUACACGUGAUAACAAGGUUCAUGGCGAAUUGAGUGUUGAAGAUCUUAUUGCAAAAUUGAAGAAAAUCCAAUAUGAAUUCACCAUAGGAGAAGAUUUGCAGUAAAGUUAAAAAAAAAGAUAGUGAUUUUUUCAUUAUUCGGCACAGUGAGUAUGCAUUUUCAACUCCUUCUCUGCGCUAAUAAACUACAUUAUUAAAAAUAAUAAAAUAAAGUAUAAAAAAAAGAUUCAGAUCUACAAA
Messenger RNA from Lutzomyia longipalpis, 2452 nucleotides. It is a transcript of the gene ThrRS, whose product is annotated as threonine--tRNA ligase 1, cytoplasmic. The transcript has 4 exons. NCBI's taxonomy places the organism in Eukaryota, Metazoa, Arthropoda, Insecta, Diptera, Psychodidae. Gene Ontology annotation, molecular function: ATP binding; threonine-tRNA ligase activity. The record is from RefSeq and is a predicted model, not a curated record. The coding region runs from base 158 to 2317 and encodes 719 amino acids. Gene Ontology annotation, cellular component: cytoplasm. Gene Ontology annotation, biological process: threonyl-tRNA aminoacylation.